This is a messenger RNA of Pleurotus ostreatus (oyster mushroom), 321 nucleotides long. RefSeq lists its product as uncharacterized. The transcript is spliced from 2 exons. NCBI's taxonomy places the organism in Eukaryota, Fungi, Basidiomycota, Agaricomycetes, Agaricales, Pleurotaceae. The record is from RefSeq and is a predicted model, not a curated record. The coding region runs from base 1 to 321 and encodes 106 amino acids.
AUGCCGAUAUCUCAACUGUUCAAGGAUGAGCAUGCAUCAAGAUCAAUUGACGCCGGCGGGACCAGGAUAGGUGGCGGUAGAACAACAAUCAGUGGCAAUAACACUAUUGGUGGCGCGGAGAGUGGGAACAUCACGGGAAACACCAGCGCAACCAACUCGAACGGCGUGAACAGUCGUAACGGGAAUAGCGUGAGCAUAGGUAACAAUGGCGGAAACAGCGGAAACAGUGGCAACAUCGGAAAUGGCGGAAAUGUCAACGGAAACAAUACUGGGAAUAAUGGAGGGUUCAAUGGUGCAAGAUUCACGGAGCUCACAUACUAG